Messenger RNA from Trypanosoma cruzi, 3027 nucleotides. RefSeq lists its product as uncharacterized. The transcript has a single exon. The coding region runs from base 1 to 3027 and encodes 1008 amino acids. Lineage: Eukaryota; Euglenozoa; Kinetoplastea; Trypanosomatida; Trypanosomatidae. Gene Ontology annotation, biological process: endocytic recycling; endocytosis. Gene Ontology annotation, cellular component: cytosol; intracellular membrane-bounded organelle. The record is from RefSeq and is a predicted model, not a curated record. Gene Ontology annotation, molecular function: guanyl-nucleotide exchange factor activity; phosphatidylinositol phosphate binding.
AUGCAGCCUUCCGCUUUGGCGCACACAAUUUCUUUACAUCGUGUGUGGUUUCCUGCUUCUGAAAGCAGUGGGAAUGGAUUGGGGGACAAAUUAGCUUCAUCUGCCGAAUUGGAACCGAUCAUUGUCAUCAAGGAGGAUGGGGAUGCCGGCAAAUGUGAGAGACAGGGGAUCAUUGAGCAAUGUACCUUGCUUCGUUCAGUAUUGGGAAGAUUUUGUUGGCCGCUAUUGGUGAAGCUGGGGAAUUUGGCGGCUCAGAGGCACGCCACUGGUAGGCAUGAUUUGCAUUGGGUGGGCGCGACUUCACCCGUUGCGGAGGAGGGUAUUUUUGUGCAAGUCCCGUCCUGUCACUUCACUUCUGAAUGUAUGCGUGCUGCAACAAGUGGUACGGCAAUGGAUGUGAUAUACUACAAUAGCCUUGGUAGCCGCUGGUGGAGGGAUGGAGAAAAUAAGGGUGAUUCUUGCGAGAGCAUUGACCUUGAAAGCGCUGACAUCUUUGAUGAGGGUUAUAUAUACGGCUUUGCUCAAUUUGUGGAUGUGGGGUAUGCAACGGAGGGUCUGAUGCUUUCCGCCUUUUCCACUUCGCCUUUGUUCAACAUGCUGCGCACGGUGGUCCUUGAAACAGUGCCGCAUCUUUUUUGCGCUGCGAGGGAUUUUUAUUUCGAUCGUCGCACCGUUUCGCGGGCUGAGGAGAAAAGAACCGUUUCUGCAGUUUACGCUGAAGUCAUGUCGCCGUUAAGGGAAAUCGUGGAUACGCGAAGUGCCGCUUGUAGCACACCUGCAAACAGGCACUUUUAUCUAUCUUUUUCGCAUACAAGGGUUUCCAUUGUUCGCCCAGAUGAUUUGCGCUACCCUUUUGUCAAUGCCCCACUGUCCACCCUAUUCCUGAGUUUUUCUUACGAUGCCCUCCGUGUCAUCCAUUCGCUUCUUUUGCAGGAGAGGCGAGUGGUAUUUAUCGGAGCGACACCACAGCACGCUUCCGCGUGUGUUGUGAGCGUCCAGGCGAUGCUUUCUCCGUUCAUCUGGACGCUGCCGAUUGUUCCAUAUAUGCCGCCCGAGGCAUGUGAGAUUCUUGAGGCACUUGGAGACUCGGGGUUCAUAUUGGGGUCAACAGCUGAAAUGGUACCGCACCUGAUGCUUCACAGCGGUCUCUCCAGCCCCCAGCGGUGCUCCUCUUCUAAUGAAAAGGUUGCAGAGAAUGAAAGGGGUCGCAUCUGGUUUGCGGAUGGUCGCACGGGUGUGGUUGGCGUCUCUCCCCUCGAUGCAGACGUUGUUCCAUUUACCAUGCUGGACCUGGUGCCUCCAAGUGAAAAGGUGAAGGAAGCAAUGAAGCGGAUUGUUUCCAAAGAAGCGCGACAAUUGUUUUCUGUGGCACUUUCGUCAACGGCCGCACAGGACUUGGGAAUUGGCUCUCUGUGGUCAUCCACAUUGAAACAAUGUGUCGCUUUAGCCGAUUUGGAAGAAAUGCAUGGGGCUUUUCUUGAGUAUAGCGUUACUCGUCUCGUUGGAAAUUACAGGAAAGGGCUGAUUCCUGCGAGUAACGGCAUUGGAGACGCUGGCGGUAGCCCUGCACAUAGGUUGCGAUUACAGGGUGGUGUUGCGUUUAUUAUAGACUACACACGCUUUCUGCCAUACAAUCUUGAGAACAACGCAACACUCGCGCGGCGUAUUGCCGGAACGCGGAUGUUUUGUCACUGGGAAGACACGGUCGCAUCCCUUGAAACCGUUGGAGUGUUGCGCUCUCUUGUUGGGGAGUUUGUACGAAGUCGUCUCCGGUCACGCCAACGAGGCCCUGUCAAUUCACCCCCACGCGAAAGGGAGACACCUGCAACUCACUACUACCUCUCACACCCUCGCAUGCUUGGAAUGUUGCGUAUAUUUUAUACACGCAGCAUGCGGCGUUUUCCGGAGCUUUAUAGUGAUUUACAAGGCAGUGAUCUGGCACGGCUGAGUGAAGGUGCCAGUGUGUUCUUCACAACGGGCAACAGCUCCACCACCAUCAAGGGUAGUAGUCUUAGCUGUAACAACGGUAAUAGCAGCAGCAGCAGCGGUGGCAAGAAUUCAAUGCGUUCCUUCUUUUCUAAGGCAACGAAGGCGGUAAAGAAUAGCCUGGCUUCACGCUAUAAUCGAAUUCCCGUGCAGGUAUUUGUACAGGCGUAUGGAAGUUUUGCAAACAAGACGAAUUAUGAAAAGGACCCCAAUAAACCCGCAUCAUUGAGUAAGACAUUUAAAAGCAAUGCCACCGCCACCGCCGCCGCAUUUGCGCCAACUCAGCAAUUAAGUUACCCGACGAUCCCCUUAUCGCCAACUGCUACAGCGGCCACUGACGUUGACGAUGACCUUUGCGGAACAUGUUCGAACUUGUAUGGUGCUUACGUUGAGGACAGUGAUGCGUUACGUUCCCUAUCGACGAGUGACGAUCAGUCAACACCUUCUGUUGUUUGUCGGCGACUACCCUUAGAUGUUAUCCAUCAGUUUGGUCGCUACCACACACUUCUGGACUCAAGAACGGAUUCGAUGUAUACAACAGGAGGGCGUGGCGGCACGGCGUCGGGGCCAUCUGUGGAUGAACUAAAAAGGUUUUUGGAGUUUGGACAGCUGUUUGCAGCAGACUCGGGCGUUUGGUCGGUCCUUGAAUCCAAGCGACUGACUCUGCUUAGCAUGCCAGAGGAAAUAUCAUCACCGUCGCCAGAACAACAGCAACAGCAACAGCCAUCUUUACUUUUUGCAUGUAAUAACGAGACCAACUGCGGGGGCGUUGUUUUUCAAGCACAGCCUCUCCCGUUUUCGAUGGAUCUUGUCACGCGUGCAGUGGAGCUUCCGCCUGUUCCUGAUACCCUUUCUUUUAAUAAGCAAUCAGGGAAUGCCACAGCUGCAAUGGGGGGCUCAUCUGAUCUAGGGAGCUACCAAGGAUCUGCCGGUGCUGCUGGUAAUGUCAUGGAUGAUUUUUUUUCUUUUGCUACAACGCAUUCCCAUUCCUCAUCAGAGUCUGCUAAUGCCUUUAAGCAGUUGGAGGAGUUUUUUCAGUGA